Messenger RNA from Osmerus eperlanus (European smelt), 2984 nucleotides. It is a transcript of the gene tspan2b, whose product is annotated as tetraspanin 2b. Gene Ontology annotation, cellular component: plasma membrane. The record is from RefSeq and is a predicted model, not a curated record. Bases 137 to 781 code for a protein of 214 amino acids. The transcript is spliced from 8 exons. Lineage: Eukaryota; Metazoa; Chordata; Actinopteri; Osmeriformes; Osmeridae.
CCGCUAUUGCCGCGUCUCAUAGCGCUGGAUGCUCAAGGGACAAGAGUAACAGUUUACUUGUUUGUCAUCUUUGCGCGGUGCCAAAAUAAUCCGUUUUUUGUUGUUGCGUGAUUUUGUUUUGGAACUAUAAACCAAGAUGGGGAAAGUGGAGGGAGGCAUGAAAUGUGUGAAAUACCUUCUUUUCGUGUUCAACUUCAUGUUCUGGUUGAUGGGCUCCUUGGUGCUGGCAGUCGGGUUAUGGUUGCGUUUUGACCCAGAAACCGUGUCCCUCCUCAAUGGCGACGGAGCACCCGACACGUUCUUCAUUGGUGUGUAUAUUCUGAUAGGGGCUGGAAGUCUGGUGAUGUUAGUGGGCUUUUUCGGGUGUUGUGGUGCAGUUCGGGAGUCCCAGUGUCUACUAGGUUCGUUCUUUGCCUGCCUGUUGAUCAUCUUUGGAGCCGAAGUUGCCGCCGGAGUGUUUGGAUUCUUAAACAAGGACAAGAUCAUUGAAGACGUUCAAAGCUUCUACAUCAAAACUUUGGAUGACAACAACAACAACAACAGCACAGGGGUACUAACCUCCUAUCACAAUGUGUUAAAGUGCUGUGGCACCACAGAGAGACCCUGUCCUGACGCCCCAGAAGAGACCAAGACCUGCGAGGCAGCCAUCGAGGAGUUCUUCAACACUAAGCUCUACGUCAUUGGCUACGUGGGCAUCGGCAUUGCUGGCGUGAUGAUCAUCGGAAUGAUCUUCAGCAUGGUGCUGUGCUGUGCCAUCCGGAACAGCAGAGAGGUCAUCUAGACCCCUCACCUUCAGCCUCCCUCAUCCCCUGACCCCCGACCUCUGGCCCCUGACAACAGCUGGCCCCUCGGAAACUCUGCAUCAACAGCCUUUGGAGCAAUGCGUGAUGUCAUCAGUCUGCGUCAACUACAGUAUGUGAACAGGAUCAGUCACAGAGACCAAGGAUCAGUCAUCCUUGGUCUCUGUCUAACUUAAAUUUCUCAGAUUUUUCCCCAACUAGUCCUACUGCGAUAUGGCUUAACUGUCUGACGCGUCAAUAGCAUGCAAAGGCAAGGGAAGGGACAGUUUACAGACCCAUUUAGUCACCGUCAUUGUCAAGGCGCACUUGACCCAAAUUCAGAAUCCCAAUUCACCAUUUAUGGGUCCGUUGGAGGUGUGAGCUCUCCGUCCUUCACCCGUUCCCUCAGAGCAGAGAGGGCAGGGUGGGGACAGCAUGUGAGAACAUUCUCGUGUUUGGGUCCACACACACACACACAGAUAUAGCAAUAUCAUGUGAUGUGAAACCAAGGGCACUCAAAAGGAAUCCCAGGGAGCAAGCUGAUUGGUUGUCAUGGGUCAUGUCCCUGUACUUUAAGCAUGCACUGUACACACACGGUACACAUGGCACAUACUCACACAAGUCACAUGACUCACGGCUUUUAUGGGCUCCUGACUCACCACACACCACACACACGUAGACCUGUGGCUUUUGUCCCAGCACAUCCCCUCACUCCUUCCUGCAGAAAUAAAACCACACGCUCCUAUUUCCUCUCCUUUAUCCCAUUUGUAUUUCUAGUCCACUCUCUCUUUCUCCCUGCCUGUUUCACCCAUUUCCCAUCCUUUUUUCCUUCUCUAUCCUGGGUGUGAGGCCAGAGGAAUCAUCUGGGUCACUUGGCACAGUAGCCCUGUAACACUGAUAUCACCAUAUCCUCCUUUCUCAGAUAAAUUAAGAGGAGGGCCACUCUCCUUUUUACUUCUCAGACACUGACCCAGAGGGGGAAAGAGAUUCUUACGUAAGAGAUCUGACACUCCUCUGACUACAGUUUGUAUACAGUUGUGUUAACAGCCACUGAAGCCACAUGCUAUCAUUAGCAGUGACUGUAGGAGCUGUAGAAGUUGUAGUAGUCGUUCUGUCAUGCAAUUGACACCAACAGAUCUCACUCCUACACAUACACACACACCUCGACAUCUGGUCCUGACAGACGCCUUCCUGUGCCUUAUCAUCAAACAACCCCAAAUUGCAAUGCUUUCAGUUCAGUAUCCCUGUUCAGGACUGUAUAUAUCUGUGUACAUUUUUUCCAGUAGAUUGGUGGCUGGUGGCCGUUGUGAUAGUCCAGAAUCUAACCUUUUAUAGAUGCAGGCCUGUUAGGGGUAGCUUGUUUUAGUUGACAGCAGUGUUUGUAGUAAACCCAAGCUGUUUUUGGACAGCUCAGUGUGAUUUUCUUAAUGUGCCUUGCUUUUUCUUUCCACCAUUGAAGCUAAACCUGUCUGCCACGUUCAACAGUGUUUGUAGGAAUGGCCUACAUGGCAACUGGUUUAAUAUACAUAAUCAUAGUUAUAGAGCCUUUUUCACACAAAAAAACGUUUGUAACAUAAGUGUCUUGAACAUAAUGUCUUUCAAAGCAGCGGGGGCCCAUCUUAAUCCUGUUGAGUGUCACUCUACUUGUCUCCUUUCUCUCAUCUCCUCUAAUGUACAAUAAAGGAGGGGUGAAAUUAAUUUUUCCCUGAAUUAUUCAUUAUGCUAAGACCUAUCAAGUGUCUGUUCCCAUCAAUGCAUAUAAAGUGAAGGUGACAAAGGGAAGUACGCCAAUUAGGACAAUUAAGAUUUGCCCCAUCUCUGCCAUUACGUUAGAGAUUGCGAAGCGAGGCAGGUGCCACUUAAUGUAAACCGAUAAAAGGUCUAUUGAAUUCUUUCCCUCUUACCAGAUAUCUGUUGUUUUGGUGUUUGACCCUGUUGUAAGUAUAUGUGAGGAGCUUAACUUACUUAUCCUCUGGUCUUAAUGACAGCCCCCAUUAAGGGCUUGUGCUGUCUUCCAUGUUUAAAACAAGAAUUAAGUUGUUUUGUACUGUACACCUUUUAAACAAACGGUCAUGUCGCAGUCAAGUGUCUGUGGUUUGUGUGUUAAUUUAUUUUUUGAUGGCUGAAUGUAAUUUCAGUCAAAAUUGCAUUCUGAGCUUCUCAGGAAGAUAGACGUUCGACGACUAAUAAAAUGAAUACUUUGAA